This is a messenger RNA of Closterium sp. Naga37s-1, 795 nucleotides long. The record is from the annotation of a GenBank genome assembly. Lineage: Eukaryota; Viridiplantae; Streptophyta; Zygnematophyceae; Desmidiales; Closteriaceae.
AUGGCUCGCGUAGUGCGUCUCUCCCUCGCGCUUCUCGCGCUGCUCGCCGUCGUGGGCGCCGCCAAUGCCGCUGCGUCAGCAGGCGUCAACUACAGCCAGAGCGGCCUCGACUGGGGGGGAGAGUGCCAGUCGGGCGAGAAGCAGUCGCCCAUCAACAUCGUGAUGGACGAGGCGAAGGAGGUGAGCGAGCCGGAGAAGUUCGUGCUCGAGUACGACUCCGCCGCCACCACCGCCACCGUCAUCAACAAGGGCUUCACCGUCCAGGUGGCUCCCAACCCAGAGAAGACCUACAAGCUGCACAUCAACAGCGGCGUCUACAACCUCCUCCAGAUGCACGUGCACUCGUUCUCGGAGCACGCUGUGAACGGGCUCUUCGCGGCCAUGGAGGCGCACUUCGUGCACGUGCACGAGAGCGACCCCAACACCCUGGCUGUCGUCGGCGUCAUGAUCCGCCUGCAGCGCCACGACGAGGCGUCCGCCUGGAUCGACACCUGGCUGCCCAAGACCCCCGCCGAUGUGAACGGCACGGCCACCAUCGACAUUCCCGACAACUUCUGGGCUGACAUGAUCGACACGUCCAUGGGCUUCUGGCGCUACCCCGGCUCGCUCACCACCCCCGACUGCAACGAGAUCGUCGAGUGGCACGUCGUGCGCAAGGCCAAGUUCCUCUCCGUCGCUCAGACCAUCACUUUCAUGAACAUGAUGGCGAAGUACAACACCGAGCGCACUGACAACCGCCUCCCCGAGCCCGUCAAUGGCCGCACUGUUACCUACUACACCAACGUCUCGUCUUAG